AUGCCGGUGCUGCAGCGGCAACUCCACACGGGAUGCAUCUGCUACGCGCCUAAGCAAAAGGGGAAGAAGGGCGCCGCAGACACGCAGCGCGUGACCGCUGCUGCUGCAGAUAGCGCAGGCGAUGAGCACCUGUUCAACAUUUACGCCGGAAUUCCGGAGGAUCACGUGAUGCUGCCGGACGAGGCGUACCCAUCCUGGCUGUGGCAGUUGGACAAGCCGGACAAGACCUACGGAGAGCUCCUGCAGAUGUUCGUCUACGGCAAGGGCAUCGAGGAUGCGCAGAUGCGCGACUACAACCGUUUCCGGCGGCUGCACAAUCGCCACCUCAUAAAGCUGAACAACAUCCGCCUGCAGAAGGCGCGCAAGUUCCAGAUCAAGGGCCACCUCGAUAGUCUUGUCCUCGUCGCGCACGGUGAACCUUCCCAGCUGCUGGCACGUGUCGAACACCUCCAGGCAGAUGGGCGACGAGACCUUGAGGUGGGCGGUGACGAGGGUGUUGUUCUUCACGAAGGUGGGGUUGAGCUUCUUCUUCUUGGUGGCCUUGUCGGUGGUCUCGAGCAGCUUGUGGAACUGCAUCUCAACGACCACACUAUGGGCGUGCAUGACGCAGAAGUAACCCGAGGUGAUGAGCGGCCUGUGCUCGAGCAGGUCGAUGACCUGUACCAUGGCAAUGAACUCGGUGACCACGGGGCACGGCCUGUCGACGUCACAGAUGAUGGCUCCCUUGCUGAUCUGGUCCUCAUCAAGUCCCACGAUGCGCAGCCUGAUGUUUUCACCGGGUUUCGCGUAGGCGAACUCCUCCUCAUCGAACAGUACAUUUUGCACCUUCACCUUGACCUUUUGCGGCAUGACAAUGCACGUUUGACCUGA
Messenger RNA from Babesia ovata, 870 nucleotides. RefSeq names its product mitochondrial ribosomal protein, putative. The record is from RefSeq and is a predicted model, not a curated record. The transcript is spliced from 2 exons. NCBI's taxonomy places the organism in Eukaryota, Apicomplexa, Aconoidasida, Piroplasmida, Babesiidae. Bases 1 to 870 code for a protein of 289 amino acids.